Messenger RNA from Asparagus officinalis (garden asparagus), 1072 nucleotides. Its product is annotated as 60S ribosomal protein L7-4-like. Gene Ontology annotation, biological process: maturation of LSU-rRNA from tricistronic rRNA transcript (SSU-rRNA, 5.8S rRNA, LSU-rRNA). Gene Ontology annotation, molecular function: structural constituent of ribosome; RNA binding. The coding region runs from base 106 to 843 and encodes 245 amino acids. The record is from RefSeq and is a predicted model, not a curated record. The transcript has 9 exons. Gene Ontology annotation, cellular component: cytosolic large ribosomal subunit. NCBI's taxonomy places the organism in Eukaryota, Viridiplantae, Streptophyta, Magnoliopsida, Asparagales, Asparagaceae.
AAAACCCCCAUAAAAACCUAAUCAAUCCCUCUCAGCCCCCGCCUCCUUCAUAAAAACCGCUCCUCAUUUCGAGAUCCAGAGGAAUAGACGCCGAGGAGAAGAGCGAUGGCCGCCGCCGCAGAAUCGAAGAAAGUGAUCCCUGAAUCGGUCCUCAAGAAGAGGAAGAGGGAGGAGGAAUGGGCUUUGGCGAAGAAGCAGGAGACCGCCGAGAAGAAGAAGAAGGAUCACGAGAACAGAAAGCUCAUCUUCAGCAGAGCUCAGCAGUAUGCUAAGGAGUACCAGACCCAGGAGAAGGAAUUGAUCAGGUUGAAGCGAGAGGCUAGAAUGAAGGGUGGGUUUUACGUCAGUGCAGAGGCCAAGCUUCUCUUCAUCAUCAGGAUCCGAGGUAUCAAUGCCAUGGACCCUAAGUCCAGGAAGAUCUUGCAGCUCCUUCGACUGAGACAGAUAUUUAACGGGGUGUUUCUGAAAGUUAACAAGGCUACCAUGAACAUGUUGCACCGAGUUGAACCUUAUGUUACUUAUGGCUACCCCAACUUGAAGAGUGUCAGGGAAUUGAUUUACAAGAGGGGAUUUGGGAAACUGGACAAGCAGAGGACUCCCUUGACUGAGAACUCCAUCAUUGAACAGGCAUUGGGAAAGUAUGGUAUAGUUUGCAUCGAAGAUCUUAUUCAUGAGAUCAUGACUGUCGGGCCACACUUCAAGGAGGCCAACAACUUCCUGUGGCCAUUCAAGCUCAAGGCUCCAUUGGGAGGCAUGAAGAAGAAGAGGAACCACUACGUUGAAGGUGGUGAUGCUGGAAACAGGGAAGAUUACAUCAAUGAGCUGAUCAGAAGGAUGAAUUAGAUUUUUGCAGCGUGAGGUUUUCUGAAUCAUCUGUUCUUAGAACCAAGGGGAGGAAUUAUUAUCUCAGCUUUUACUUGUUUUUUGUUAGGGGGAACUGUAGUGCUGACUUUUUGUGUGAGGAGUCCGCCAUGGAAAAGUUGGCUAAGCUUUUCUUAUUAUUCUGCUUCACUGUGAACUAUGCAAAUUUUAUCUGUUAUAGGAUAUUAAAUGCUUGCUCUAUUUUGGAUUA